Dujonia railenensis is the source of this 339-nucleotide messenger RNA. Lineage: Eukaryota; Fungi; Ascomycota; Pichiomycetes; Serinales; Debaryomycetaceae. The record is from the annotation of a GenBank genome assembly.
AUGUCACUGAGAACUGAAAGAGCAUGUAUGUUGUGUGGUUUGAUCCAACCGUACAAAAAGUUUGUGGAUGCUGGGUGUCCUAACUGUGAGAGUGUGUUGCAUUUCCAGGACAAUGAUGACAAUCAAGUUCAAGACUGUACGUCGCCAUCCUUCGAGGGACUAGUAGCCUUGGGUAACGAUAAUAAGAAAUCUUGGGUUGCAAGAUGGCUUCGUAUUGACUCGUUUGUGCCUGGAAUAUAUGCGGUGAAGAUUAAUGGUAAGCUCCCACCCCACGUCAUAAGUGACUUGACUGAGCAGAAUGUAGCCUAUAGACCCAGAGACGGCAGUGCCGAAGAUUAA